UCCCACACCCGCCUAGGUGUCCCUUGAGAGAGCGGCCGGCAUGCAGUGGAGCUUACUACCACCCUUGCGAUUUGGACUCACAGCUACAGUCACUCUUCUGCGAACCCGCACUCUCCGGAUACCGCGGGACUCGUCUUUUCACCACAGGGCAAACAAGGCCAUCCAGGGCAUCAGUAUAAAAAGCCAACUCCAGCUUCGCCUCAUGUCUUCUUCUCUCGAAGGCGCCCUUGAACCCCCAGCGAAGAAACUGAAGAUGCAGGAGGAACGCAAAGUGGUCGGAACGCACAACGGGACAUUUCACUGCGACGAGGCACUGGCCGUUUUCUUGCUGAAAAGGACAGAGGCCUACGGCACUGCAGACCUCACGCGUACCAGAGACCCGGCUGUGCUCGAUACCUGUUCGAUCGUGGUCGAUGUUGGCGGCGUGUACGACGAGAGUAAGCAGCGCUUCGACCAUCACCAGCGCGGCUUCCAGGAGGUCUUCGGACAUGGAUUCACGACGAAGCUGUCCUCGGCGGGGUUGGUCUACAAGCACUUUGGCAAGGAGAUCAUCGCCAGUAGGCUGCAUGCAUCCCCAGAGGACGAGAAAGUGCAGACCCUGUGGUUCAAGCUGUACAAGGAGUACAUCGAGGCCAUCGACGCUAUCGACAAUGGUGUCAAUCAGUACGACACCGACCAUAAGCCCAAGUAUCGCAUCAGGACGGAUGUCUCAAGCAGAGUUGGUUUCUUCAACCCAGCUUGGAACGAGCCGUUCGAUUCGAACACAGUCGAUGCCAAGUUUUUGAAGGCCUCUUCACUCGUUGGAGAAGAGUUCAUUUCUCGACUGGACUACUAUGCCAAUGCUUGGCUUCCCGCCCGCAACCUCGUUGCGGCGGCGAUUAAGCAAGCGAGAGCAGCGGAUGUCUCAGCCGGUGGCAAGAUCAUCGUCUUCGACCAGUUCCUGCCCUGGAAGGAACACCUUGCUGAUCUAGAGGAAGAGCUGGCGAUCCCCGCCGAGUCUCUCGCAGUCUAUGUCCUCUACCCUGACGAGACGGCGCACAACUGGCGCGUCCAGGCCGUUCCCCUCGCGCCCGACAGCUUCGACAGCCGCAAGGCCCUGCCUGAAGUAUGGAGAGGCGUUCGCGACGACGAGCUCUCCAAGAAGUCUGGGAUAGAUGGCUGUAUCUUCGUCCACGCCAGCGGCUUCAUCGGCGGCAACAAGACAAAGGAGGGCGCCCUGCAGAUGGCCCAGCGUGCUUUGAAGAUGUGAAUCGUCGAAGAAAGGCAGAUAAAGAAGGGGGCGUCCUAGGGAUGCUGACCGCAUCUUACGAUGCGGGAUGUUACUAAAAGUAACAUAGCGUACACAUAUAAUGUGUAGUAGGGGCUAAGCCCCAUAAUGGGGCUUGUCACCAGGCAAUCUGGCGACGAGUUCAUGACGGUGUCUUCGUCGAGAGUGAUUGAAUCCGUGUAUAAUACUGCAAUGGCGCUUGACACCCCUGGUCUACGGUCUCGG
Fomitopsis serialis is the source of this 1492-nucleotide messenger RNA. Its product is annotated as GAMM1 protein. The transcript has 7 exons. Gene Ontology annotation, cellular component: nucleus; cytoplasm. Bases 41 to 1249 code for a protein of 402 amino acids. The record is from RefSeq and is a predicted model, not a curated record. NCBI's taxonomy places the organism in Eukaryota, Fungi, Basidiomycota, Agaricomycetes, Polyporales, Fomitopsidaceae.